CAAUAGCAGACUUGCAAUGAUAAUAAUGAAUUAUCACGAAUUAAGAUAUCUCCAUUUAUUUUCAAUAGAAUUAAAUCAUCGCAUAUUAAAAUUUGAAAUAAAUAAUUUAAAAUGGGCCUAGACAAUGAGAAUCCAACUUUAUUCGACAAAAGCGAAGAACGUAAAGUGAGCGAAAAAGAUUUGGAUGACAACGAAACUGAAGAGUUUGAUUCGCGUGAAAUAUUCGGUAAAUAAAUAAUUUUUAAUUAUAUAAAAAUAUGCAUCUAUCACUAAAAUAAUCUAUAUACUUGUCUAUUUAAAAUGGCAGAUUUGAUUAGGGGAAUCACCGAUCCUGAGCAUCCACUUUCACUUGAAGAAUUAAGAGUAGUUGAUCAAAAUUUAAUUGAGGUAGGUACCUUCAUUAUAAAUACAUAAAUGUAUAACAUUCUACCAUAAAAUAUUGUUAAUAUCGUGUUUUACAUUUGAUACCUACUAGAAAUUUGUUAGAUCCUUAUAAUGACUAAUUUUAGCAAAUUUUUUAUGUCUAUUAUGGACUAAAAAUAAUUAGUCUUAGGAGGUACUUUAAAAAAAAAAAAACACUUAUUUUAGGUUUUUGAGGACUGCUAAAUUGUUUAUUGUAUGACAAUCUACUAUAGGAGAUAUUGCUUUGACGUACAUAAAUUAUAUUCAACCAGUGAAACAUCACUUAUUUAUCAUCAUUCAUCAGAAUGAAAACUUCACCAAUUUUUUUAAAAUGUCAUAACAAAUUGAAAUCAAAUUAAAUUUAAAAAUCUUUUAAUGUAAUAUAUAUGACUAAACUAUAUUUUAUUAAAUUAAGUGUUUUUUGAUUUUUACAGGUUGAUGAUAAUGCUAAUAUCAUUAAAGUCUUAUUCACACCAACAAUUCCUCAUUGUAGUAUGGCUACAUUAAUUGGAUUAUCUAUCAAAGUUAGACUUUUAUGGUGUCUACCACCUCGUUUUAAAAUAUCUGUUACCAUAACACCUGGUACACAUGCAUCCGAACACGCCAUAAAUAAACAGUUAGAUGACAAAGAAAGAGUGGCUGCUGCUUUAGAGAAUACACAUUUAUCAUCAGUUUUAAAUAAAUGCAUUGCUACAGCGUAGACAUCCAACAUUUUGAUCAUAAAAUUGUAUAAUAUCCAUAACAUGUAUAUAGUCUUAACACAUCUUUUAUAUUACAAAAAUAAACAUCAAAUAAAUACUACUAUAGUUUAUAUUAAACUUCCUUUUUCAACCCUCCUGUCACUUUUGGAUUGUAUUUAAAUGUCUUAACUGGCGCUGCUCGGCCAGCCUGUAUGAACUUCAUGUGAUCUAAACGUUCCCUUUCUUCAAUUUCUUUGACAACUUGCAUAUUUUUCCAUGCUAAAGAAAAAAUAAAUACAAUUUGUAAUCAAAUCACAUUUAAACAGGAAACGACAGUGCUGUUAAUUGAUUUUUUUAUCAUACAAACUGGGAUUAUAGAAAAAUCCUUUCUCUAUAUUCACUUUAUACUAACAGGUUUAGGUUUAAAUUAUAAAUUUGAAAGAGAAAAAUAUU
Messenger RNA from Cinara cedri, 1535 nucleotides. Lineage: Eukaryota; Metazoa; Arthropoda; Insecta; Hemiptera; Aphididae. The record is from the annotation of a GenBank genome assembly.